Messenger RNA from Scophthalmus maximus (turbot), 2616 nucleotides. RefSeq names its product septin 5a (gene sept5a). The record is from RefSeq and is a predicted model, not a curated record. The transcript has 11 exons. Gene Ontology annotation, molecular function: molecular adaptor activity; GTP binding; GTPase activity. The coding region runs from base 262 to 1392 and encodes 376 amino acids. Gene Ontology annotation, cellular component: cell division site; septin ring; synaptic vesicle. NCBI's taxonomy places the organism in Eukaryota, Metazoa, Chordata, Actinopteri, Pleuronectiformes, Scophthalmidae. Gene Ontology annotation, biological process: cytoskeleton-dependent cytokinesis; regulation of exocytosis.
AAAGGAGAAAAGAAAGGGGAUCAAGAGGAGGAAAGUAGGAGGAACAACGUGCGCAUAUUUAAAGAGCACAACCAGGGGAGUGGUGUGUUCGACACAGUCCCAGAGAGAGAGUGACAGACGAGUUUGUCAGGGUCCAUAGGCUUCAGAUUUUCUGUAUCCUGUUGCCUGCUGGGCGUUUUUUUUCUUUCUGUCUUUUUUUUUUUUUUUUAAUUUUUUGAGACCCGUGGCUGUUUCGGUCCGCCAGUGUCGGAGCGGUUCAGGAUGGAUGCCAUCAUGCUGCAAGAGAAACUGGUAGAACGGCUUCUGUGCCCGCGAGUGAGAACGGCCAGACAGAAGGAGAAACAGUAUGUGGGUUUUGCAACUUUGCCCAAUCAGGUCCACAGGAAGUCUGUGAAGAAAGGCUUCGACUUUACGCUGAUGGUGGCAGGAGAGUCUGGUAUGGGUAAAUCCACCCUGGUCAACAGCCUGUUCCUCACAGACCUCUACAAAGACAGGAAGUUACUGAACGCUGAGGAGCGCAUCAACCAAACGGUGGAGAUCAUCAAACACACCGUAGACAUCGAGGAGAAAGGAGUGAAGCUCAAGCUGACCAUCGUAGACACGCCGGGGUUUGGAGACGCGGUCAACAACAACGAGUGCUGGAAGCCAAUCACAGACUACAUAGAUCAGCAGUUUGAGCAGUACUUCAGGGACGAGAGUGGACUGAACAGGAAGAACAUCCAGGACAACAGAGUCCACUGCUGCCUCUACUUCAUCCCUCCUUUUGGCCACGGGCUGCGGCCAGUGGAUGUUGAGUUCAUGAAGGCCCUGCAUGAAAAAGUGAACAUAAUUCCACUCAUCGCAAAAGCUGACUGUCUCACGCCCAACGAGAUAAAGAAGCUCAAAGACCGAAUACGAGAGGAAAUAGACAAGUUUGGGAUCAAAGUGUACCAGUUCCCUGAAUGUGACUCCGACGAGGAUGAGGAGUUUAAACAACUUGACAAAGAGCUGAAGGAGUGCACCCCGUUCGCCGUGAUCGGCAGUAACACAGUGGUGGAGGCCCGAGGGCAGAGAGUGAGAGGAAGACUUUACCCCUGGGGGAUUGUUGAAGUGGAGAACCAGUCGCACUGUGACUUUGUGAAACUGAGGAACAUGCUGAUUCGUUCGCACAUGCACGACCUGAAAGACGUGACCUGCGACGUCCACUACGAAAACUACAGAGCGCAGUGCAUACAGGAGAUGACCAGUAAACUUGCUCAGGACAACCGUAUGGAGAGUCCCAUACCCAUCCUGCCGCUGUCCACGCCAGAUGUGGACACUGAGAAGCUCAUCAAAAUGAAAGACGAGGAGCUGAAGAGGAUGCAGGAGAUGCUUAAUAAAAUGCAGCAGCAGAUGCACGACAAGGAACAGUGACAUCGCCCAGAAUAUCGCCGUGCUGUAACGCCACCUGCUGUUUCUCCCUCCCCACGACAGUGAGACCUCCAGAGACGGAACAAUGGAUGGAUCGUGUGUCAGAGGCGACUCUGGUUGUGCAUUUAUCUUCAGUUUGGUGCUUUGUAUAGUUUGUCUGCCUGGAGACUAGUUUUAUCAGAGGGUGUUUUUUUGUUUUGUGUUCUCUGAAGCUGUUUGCCCACUUUGAGCCUCCAGAGUAACCCCGCCCCCAACCGUCUGUGGUUUAACAGUCUUAACAUAUAUAUUAUUCAUGUGUAAUUUAAAUGACUAGUCAGUGUAUCUAAUUUAUAAAUGCAAUGCUAGACUUUUUUGGAUAUUCUGUCAGGGUAUGAACAUGUCUGCUACAAGAUUUUUUGUAAAUUAAUUAAGGUUGUUGGUCUUGAGCCUGGAUAUUGUUUUUUUAUUAUGCGUGUGCGUCUGUGUGUGCGUGUGUGCGUGUGUGCGUGUGUGCGUGCGUGCGUGCUUGCGUGUUUAGAUGCACGAGUGUAUGUAUUUCAUGAAUUUUCCUUAGAUAUCACCAGGUAUCCAUCCAUAAAAGUCCCAUUUGUUUGACAAUGGUACCACAGUGACUUUACUUUUUAUUAAAGCCCAACUUUUGCUCUUGUUUAUUUCCUCUCUCAUCCUCGUAAAUAUCUUCAUGUAACUUUUUUUUUUUUUCUUUACAUAUGGCAAGUCAAAACAAUUCCUCUUCCAGCAUUUUAUGUGCUGGCUGAGCUGAAAAUGCACUUAUUGCCAGUGGCUAACUGUGAAUGGAGAGCCUUUGACAUAAUGAGAGGUUUGGUACAUGUGCAAGCAUGCUGCCAUUACUCGUAUCCGCUGAACGCUGUGGACCUAUUUUUACUGCUUUAUAGCCAAUGCUCCGUGCUUGUAUUAAAAUGCAUCCUGACCUACAGUCAGCUUGUUGCUACUUUGUUGUACUACGAGAGGUUGAAAAAAAUAGACCAAUAAUGACGAGCAAAUGCUGUGUUUAUGCUUCUGUUUUAAAUUUCUCUCCCUGGAAGCGAAUUAUGCCAGUGAAGAUGUGUAUCCUGUUUGUGAGGAAAGAGUGCUUGAGUGUGUGUUUGAGUGUGUGUGGACUCUGCUGAUGCUGAGGAACAAUACGUAUUUUGCCUCAAGGCUGUGAGCUCAGUCUGUGACCCCCCCUCUUAUAUAAAGGUGUGACAAAUAAACCCUUGUUUCUCGUCA